CAAGGGACCAGCAGGUGCAGCCUGGUGGCGGUGCUCUCGUGUGGCAGCAGGCGGCAGCGGCACAGCCAUGCCCAGGUACACGGUGCACGUGCGCGGGGAGUGGCUGGCCGUGCCCUGCCAGGACGCGCAGCUCACGGUGGGCUGGUUGGGCCGCGAGGCCGUGCGGCGCUAUGUCAAGAACAAGCCGGACAACGGCGGCUUCGCGUCGGUGGACGACUUGCGUUUCCUUGUGCGACGGUGCAAGGGACUGGGCCUGCUGGACAAUGAGGACCCGCUGGAAGUGGCCCUAGAGGACAACGAGUUCGUGGAAGUGGUUAUAGAAGGCGAUGCAAUGUCUCCCGACUUCAUUCCAUCUCAGCCAGAAGGAGUGUACCUAUACAGCAAGUACCGGGAGCCCGAAAAGUACAUCGCCUUAGAUGGGGACAGUCUGACCACAGAGAAGCUGGUCAGCUUGGGAAAAGGACACUACAAAAUAAAGCUCACCCCAACUGCUGAGAAGAGGGUUCAAAAAUCCAGAGAAGUCAUAGAUAGCAUCGUGAAGGAGCAAACAGUUGUUUACGGCAUCACUACAGGUUUUGGGAAAUUCGCCAGAACUGUAAUUCCUAUCAACAAGCUACAGGAGCUUCAAGUCAACUUAGUACGCUCACAUUCUUCAGGUGUUGGGAAACCAUUAAGUCCUGAGAGGUGUCGGAUGCUCUUGGCUUUAAGGAUCAAUGUUUUAGCCAAAGGAUACAGUGGCAUUUCCCUGGAGACCCUCAAACAAGUUAUCGAAGUAUUUAAUGCCUCCUGUCUAUCCUACGUCCCAGAGAAAGGAACCGUCGGUGCCAGUGGAGAUCUUGCCCCACUCUCUCAUCUCGCUCUUGGGCUCAUUGGAGAAGGGAAGAUGUGGUCUCCAAAGAGUGGCUGGGCUGACGCUAAAUAUGUUCUGCAAGCCCAUGGAUUGAAACCAGUUGUUUUGAAACCAAAAGAGGGUUUGGCGCUUAUCAAUGGGACUCAGAUGAUCACCUCUCUGGGCUGUGAAGCUAUAGAGAGAGCCAGUGCCAUAGCACGGCAAGCGGACAUCGUGGCAGCUCUGACUCUCGAGGUUCUGAAGGGCACCACUAAAGCCUUUGAUACUGACAUUCACGCCGUUCGCCCUCAUCCUGGACAAAUUGAAGUUGCUUUUCGAUUUCGGUCACUCUUGGACUCAGAUCACCACCCAUCAGAAAUAGCAGAAAGUCACAGGUUCUGUGAUCGCGUUCAGGAUGCAUACACCUUGCGCUGUUGUCCCCAGGUCCAUGGUGUGGUGAAUGAUACAAUAGCAUUUGUGAAGAACAUCAUUACUACAGAACUAAACAGUGCAACAGAUAAUCCUAUGGUCUUUGCCAGUAGAGGAGAGACAAUUUCUGGAGGAAACUUCCAUGGUGAAUAUCCAGCCAAAGCCCUGGAUUAUUUAGCCAUUGGUGUCCAUGAACUUGCUGCCAUUAGCGAAAGAAGAAUUGAAAGGCUCUGUAACCCCUCCCUCAGUGAGCUGCCAGCCUUCCUGGUGGCUGAAGGAGGUCUGAACUCUGGGUUCAUGAUUGCCCACUGCACAGCUGCAGCCCUCGUUUCUGAGAGCAAGGCUCUGUGCCACCCCUCGUCUGUUGACUCUCUCUCCACCAGCGCGGCCACGGAGGACCAUGUCUCCAUGGGAGGAUGGGCAGCGAGGAAGGCCCUCAGGGUCAUCGAGCACACAGAACAAGUGCUGGCCAUAGAGCUUCUUGCAGCCUGCCAGGGCAUAGAGUUUCUACGCCCCCUGAGGACGACCACUCCGCUGGAGAAGGUCUAUGACCUGGUGCGCUCUGUUGUCAGGCCUUGGAUAAAAGAUCGCUUCAUGGCCCCAGACAUCGAGGCAGCGCACAGGCUGCUCCUAGAGCAGAAGGUUUGGGAAGUAGCUUCACCAUACAUUGAAAAAUACAGAAUGGAGCAUAUUCCAGAAUCAAGACCUGUUUCUCCCACAGCCUUUUCGCUGGAAUCUCUGCACAGGAAAUCCAGCAAAAUUGCAGAGUCUGAGGAUCUUUAAUGGGCUUUGUGGAUUAGCAGGUUGGGUGGCAUUUAGUGUAGCACACAGCAGUAUUGUGCUGAAGGACGGGCCUGAGAACUGUCCUAAGUAGAUCAACCCAUUGUAUAACUCAGUUCUUCCAAAACCUACUUUGGUUAAGCUGGUGGCUUAGUAGCGGAGUUGCUGAAUUUGGUGUGGUGUUCUUGUUGCCGUGGUUUGAGACACACUAGGUGUUUUCAGAUUCUAGGCAUUUUCUUUCUUGACAAUAUCACUUUCAGGGGUGGGAAGAAAACCACACGGGUAUGCAUGGAUCUGUUUUUUACUCUUAGCAUGAGAUAAACUCAGAGUUGGAAACAGAUUGAUAGCAUUCUUUUCUAAAAACAUUAGACUUUUGUAAACCUUUUUGUUAAUGUUUUGUUAUUUGCUUUGGCAAGCUCUCUACCAGUUGACUUUCUUUGGCUGAUUGUACUACACCGCGAUAUGACACAUGUUCUUUAAUACGCCUUCAUAAAUAAUCAUUUAAUCACAAUUGUCUUCAAGCUACUCUUCUAUCAAUUGAAUCCGGGUAAAAAUUAGUCAACAGGUCUUAAGAAAUUAAAUACAGAGGUGGUUAAAACCAACAAGAGGUUUUGUGUGAAAAGAAGGAAUGAAUAUGAAGAUUGCUACUUGUGGCUCUUGUUGAACUGUAUAUUUCAUACUUAACCAAAUAUCACCGCCCAUAGCCCACAAGGCUUAAUUUAAUCAUAUGUUUACGUUGGCGUUUGAGGUUACUGUUUUCAUUUUCUGUGUGUUAGUACUCUAGUCACAUUCUCAUAGUAACCCUGCCUAAGAAACCUCAUUUCACAGAUAAGGAAUCCCUGGGGUUGACCAACCUCCUCUCUCUGAUGGUAAUCAUUAAAAUGAACCCUAUUGACAAAGGUGGGACCCCUGGAUGUAUUACCCAAUCUGUUCCCCACUACCACCACCACCCAGAAGAUAAAAGAGCUCUGGGAAAGCUUAAGUGUAACUGUCCAGGCUGGGUCGAAUGACCUUUUGGCCUCCCAAACCUAUGAUCUGUGACAUUGCACCUACCUGUGCAAAAUGCAAAUGUGUGCAAGGCACUCCAAAAACAGGGAUCUGAAACCACAGCUCCAAAAACAGCAGGAGGUGGACAAGGACAGAUGCAGUCUAAAAUGGCCCAAUAGUGUAUUUCACAACAGAAUUCUCACCUUUAGAUUGCAGCCUAUCCAUGGGAAAGGUGAAGACCAAAGUGAAAACUGCUGCCUACAGCAAUUCAGGGAGCAAAAUAUAUGGGGGUGCUACUUGGUGCAACACUUUGCUGAAAUGUGGAUGCACACAAGUGAAGUUGAUUCCUCCUCAUCCUUAAGCUGCUUCUGAGCCAGUAAACCCCAGCAGGAGUCUGGUGGCUCUUUACUCUGGCAUGGGGAGUGCUGGGUUUCCACUCACCCCUGCAGCCCUCCAGGCCACAAUGAUCCUUUUUAUAUAGCUCUGUUAGUAACUCACAUCACCAUGGUCAAGGGAAUUGCAAGGGAAAUGGGGAAUAAACGGUCCCAGUUGCCUUAUGUUGGUGUUUUAUUCUGAGGUUUUUGUAAUAAAAGUUUAGCACCUCUUAGGGAAAGGCUAUAAUGGCAAUUGAUCGUGUUUCUGAAAGAGUCAGUCAAGAGAUAUUAACACUGUUUGGAGAAUAUGACUGCCCCAGUAACUUCCUUUUUCCCCUUGAGUAACAGCAAGAGUUGGAGGUUCCAAGAUUCCUCCCCACCCCUUGGGCUCACCUGGGCUUCUUCCCUUGUCUCAGGGCAGUCAGAAUUUGGAGAACAUUCUCCUAAGUGAAGAGUCACAGGACUAGAACAACAAGUACUACACACACUUAGCACUUAAUCAAAACCAGUAGAUUAAUAACUGCAUGCUCACGUGAUACAAAAAUUCAGUCGAAAUCAAGUAAGGGGGAAGUGGACGGGAGGAGGUUGGGUAAAUUCCCACCCAACAGGUACCCUGCCUGGGUAUAUUGCACACUGCCCGGGUGAAGGGCACAACUAUUACUCAGAUUUUAUCUUUACAAAAGCAAACUAUGUUACCUAGCCAUAUGUACCCCUGUAUUAAUCUGAUAUUAAAAACAAAAAAAGAAAGGACGGGCCAAGGCAGAAGGGCUUUUCAAGCUCUGCUGUGUCAUGUUUGCUAAUGUCCUAUUGGCUAAAGAAGUCAUGUGCCAAGUCUGGAGUCAACUUGGGAGACUAACACCCAAAGGCAUAGGUGUGUGUUUUGGCAUCAUCCAUGGGCUAUUAUCCAACAAUCUAUCACACGUGUAACAUCCCAUACAUAACCUGGAUAUUUUGAAAAAAGAACUUUUCAUACUAUCAAUACUUUAAACUUGUGCCUCACUUUGAGGUCUAGUCACUGAAUUCAUUUCUU
Molecule: messenger RNA, 4429 nt
Organism: Nycticebus coucang (slow loris)
Lineage: Eukaryota; Metazoa; Chordata; Mammalia; Primates; Lorisidae
Gene: HAL
Product: histidine ammonia-lyase
Exons: 20
Coding region: 68-2041 (657 amino acids)
Biological process (GO): L-histidine catabolic process
Cellular component (GO): cytoplasm
Molecular function (GO): histidine ammonia-lyase activity
Source: RefSeq, a predicted model, not a curated record